GUGGGCGCGGCGCGGGCUCUGCUGGGCGCUCGGCGGCUGCGGACCAGUAUGGGAGUGGGGCCGACCGGCCGCCCGCAGCGUCUGGAGCCCCGCUGAAGCCGCCGCGGAGACCCCGCCCGGGAGCCGAGAUGUGUCUGCGCCUGGGUGGCCUGAGUGUGGGUGACUUCCGGAAGGUGCUGAUGAAGACAGGGCUGGUGCUGGUGGUGCUGGGCCACGUGAGCUUCAUCGCAGCCGCUCUCCUCCACGGCACGGUGCUGCGCUAUGUGGCAGCCCCCAACGAUGCUGUGGCUCUGCAUUACACUGUGGUCAACAUCCUCUCUGUCACUUCCGCCAUCGUGGUCAUCACCUCAGGCAUUGCAGUCAUCGUGUUAUCACGCUACCUCCCCAGCAUCCCUCUGCGCUGGACGGUGUUUAGCUCGAGUGUGGCCUGUGCUCUUCUCUCUCUGACCUGUGCUCUCGGCCUCUUGGCCUCGAUUGCUGUGACCUUUGCCACCCAGGGCCAGGCACUGCUGGCCGCCUGUACUUUUGGGGACCCCGAACUACUGGCACUGGCGCCCGACUGUCCCUUCGACCCCACUCGCAUUUACAGCUCCAGCCUGUGUCUCUGGGGCAUCUCGUUACUGUUCUGCAUGGCAGAGAGUGUGUUUGCUGUCCGCAGCGCCCAGAUCACCCACCAGUUGCUGGAACUGAGGCCCUGGUUGGGGAAGAGCAGCCAUCACAUGAUGCGGGAGAGCCCAGAGCCUGUGGAGGACCACGACCUGCAGAGCUGCACUAGCUCUGGGCUGAUGACCCUUUGACAGCUGUUGCCUCACCCAAGCCCCGUGGCCACUGGGGCCCUCCAGCCAAGUCUGCACCGUGAUCAGGCCAGGAUUCCUGCAGCCAGCCAAGAGGGCUCAAUGCCACUCCAGGACCCGGGUGGGUCUUUCACCCCUCUCCUCCAGCCACCCAGCCCGCUGCACUGAAACGAGACUUUAUUCUGAAGAUAUUAAAAAGAACAGAGAUGCUCCACGUGGAUGCAUGCAGCGGGGGAGGGGACUCGGCCGGGGGCCUGUGCUGCUCUCCCACACAGGACACUGUGGGUGGCGCUCUAGGUGUGUCUGCCCAUCUGUCUGUGGGCCUGUGUGUGUAUCUGAGAGAGACAAGACACACAGAGGGGUCCGUGGGUCUGUGUUCAUCAAAAUGCUGAAACGCAGGCGGGGGUUCAUGGGACUCACAGCUGGGGGGCUGGAAGCAGGAGGUUUUCCUUUUGCAUCAUGGCCUCCGGGACAACAAGGGCAGGAACAGGCAAGGUUGAGGCCCUCCUGCAGGGAAGGAUGGCUCAAGGAAGGUUUCUCCUCAAGCCCCUAAACCUCUGGAAUCCUUCUCUCCGCUCCAAAUAAAAAGACAGGCAUGAUUCCCAACUCCACCAAGGCUGAGAUCUACAAGGGUUGGGGUGGAGGCAGGGAAGCUUGCCCCGUGGUUGGCGGAGGGAAGUCUGGCCUCGUGGCUGGGUGUGUGCGGGGGUGGGGGAGGGGGAAUGGCUGACGUUCUGAUAGCUAGGUAAGGGAGGGCUGACUGAAAGGCAGACCAAGCCAGAGCCUGUGUCUUUAUCAUUGCCGAAGGGAGAUAUUGCCUCCCGGAUGGGGGGUGCCAACGACUUGCUGGCUUGGGCCUUGG
Molecule: messenger RNA, 1656 nt
Organism: Globicephala melas (long-finned pilot whale)
Lineage: Eukaryota; Metazoa; Chordata; Mammalia; Artiodactyla; Delphinidae
Gene: TMEM54
Product: transmembrane protein 54
Source: RefSeq, a predicted model, not a curated record